AUGGCUGCUGCAAACAAUGUUCUACCAGGCUCUCUGCUUGAUCUGUUAUCCAACGAUCUCAUUCUACGCCAUACUAGUCCGUACAUAGGUAUCAAAUCUCUUGUGUCACUGGCUGCUACUUCGAAAGCCUACAGGUCCCUUGUCUACAAUACGCCACAUGUCUUUCAGCAUGCCAAUCUGUGUGGAACUAAUGUCUUGACGGGGUCCGCACAAGACUUCUCUUUGGAUGAUCAGAAGAUUGACGAGUUAUACGCUCAAAGAUUCCGUACCAUCUUUACAAUCCUGGAAAGCAAAAAUGUGAUUCAAGAUGUCAGAACGCUCAUUUUAGAUGGGCUCUUUGUCCCAAUUUCAAUAAUUGAAGAUAUACUAUGCAACGACCGAUAUCAGAUCCGGCUGCUCUCCUUGCGGUCAGUCCAUAGAUUGCCAAGGCACGAUGUAUUGCCAAUCCUUCGCCAUCUCAUCCGGCCAACCCGCCCAAAGGGGACGCCAAAGCUUAAAGGAUUCUAUUUGUUUGGCCAUCAAGACAAGUUCCAGGAAUUAUAUAGUUUGGAUGAAGUCAUGAGAAGGCCCGAGGCCAGUGGUAUCACAGCCUCAGUAGGUGCCCAGCUAGGCGCUGGCAAUCAUAUGGGCUAUGACCUGUACGACUUUCAAAAGUUGGCUAGAGGAGACCCUUAUAGUCAUUCUCCAUACGGCGCUCCGGGAAUGUCGAAUGUUCUGGAGGAUAGCCUAAUAACAUCAGAAUGGCCAGAAAUUCUCGAAGCCUGUAAGGGCUUGAUUGCAUUUGAUGCGGUCCUAUGCCGCCACAAUCAGAAUAGUGUUCCAAAUCCCAAACCAAGAGUUGCUACUGUCCGACUGCUCGGCUGCAAGUCGUGCAAUUCGUCCCCUGAAGGCCCCGCAUACCCUGAGGCUUCACCUACGGACCACAUUCCGAUACUGUCGCCACCUCCAUUGCACUCUUCGAAGGUUGAAGUGGCUCAGCGUAUUGACACUGAUGGUCAAUCAUAUCCACCGCUCAUACUGCGCUGUCGUACCUGCCUCAAAGAUCGAUGGUGUGAGGUACGUAUAUUCCGGAGUAAAUUCUUCCCAUUCGGCAGCAAGUGA
Molecule: messenger RNA, 1101 nt
Organism: Letharia lupina
Lineage: Eukaryota; Fungi; Ascomycota; Lecanoromycetes; Lecanorales; Parmeliaceae
Exons: 1
Coding region: 1-1101 (366 amino acids)
Source: RefSeq, a predicted model, not a curated record